Siniperca chuatsi (mandarin fish) is the source of this 2466-nucleotide messenger RNA. RefSeq lists its product as uncharacterized. The record is from RefSeq and is a predicted model, not a curated record. NCBI's taxonomy places the organism in Eukaryota, Metazoa, Chordata, Actinopteri, Centrarchiformes, Sinipercidae. The transcript has a single exon. Bases 279 to 1808 code for a protein of 509 amino acids.
CUAGAUGGAAACGGUCACUCCGAGAACUGGAGGGACUCCAGAUGCCACGUCCUUAUACGUCAUUCUCCACCACAGGCACUCUAAGAAGAGAACUCUGUAUCGUCGCAGAAGCAUCGGUCAAGGCAAUAGCAGCCGUAGCCUACAUCAAGGUGACAAGCCACCAAGAACAGACGGAGAUUGGCUUUGUCUUUGGGAAGGCAAAGUUGGCGCCCCAGCCUGAUUGAACUAUUCCAAGACUUGAGCUUUGUGCAGCUGUACUCGCCAUCGAGAUCGCUGAGAUGUUAGUUUCAGAGAUGGACACAGCGUUCGACAACAUCACCUACUACACAGUUAGCAAGGUCGUACUGGAAUACAUCCAGAACCAGUCAAGGAGAUUCUAUGUCUACGUACACAACAGGAUCCAAAGAAUCCAUCAAUCACCUUUUUCCGGCCCGUGGAAGUACGUUCCAACGCACCUCAACCCAGCUGACAUUCAGUCAAGAACUGUGACUUCAGACACACUUAGCAGCACAACUUGGCUCAAAGGGCCAGCCUUUCUUCAUGAUGUAUCUUCACAUUCGCCUGAGCUUCAAGAGGCUUAUGACUUUAUCAACCCUGACGCCAACUCUGAAGUGCGUCUCCAGGUGGUGGCAAGUUUCACUCAUGUUACCAGAGAUGUGAUACAUCCACAACGCUUCAAACGCUUCUCCAAGUUCAGCACUCUCCUCACAGCCAUAGCUCACCUCAUCCACAUGGCUCGUUCUUUCGCCCACUUUACCCAGGAUGAAUGUCAAGGGUGGCAUGUCUGUCGACCUACACAGGAAGAGUUGUUGAGAGCCAAAGUGUGUAUUGUGAAGAGCGUCCAGAACGUGUGCUAUUCAGAGGAACUUAAGUGUAUCAACUCAGGAUCUAACAUUCCACUGAGCGGCAGCCUUUGGAAACCACACCCCAUCAUGGACCAAAAUCAACUUAGAGUAGGAAGUCGAAUUGAGCAGUCGGAUCUAAGCAUGAACAAGGUUCAUCCCAUCGUCAUUCCUGGCCGGCAUCAUCUAGCUACCCUGCUUGUGUCUCACUAUCAAGAAGCAGUGAAACACCAAGGAAGAUAUCUGACCGAAGGUGCCAUUCGAGCGGCAGGAUUCUGGCUGGUGGGAGCUAAACGCUGCAUGAGCAGUUUGCUUCAUAGAUGCAUUACUUGUAGAAGACUGAGGGGAAAAAUGGAACAUCAGCAGAUGGCAACGAAUGGUGCAUGGGAACGAAUAAUUGGCAUUGCCCGCCGUAUUUUGGAUUGCAUGUUGCUUGAGCAGAAAAGGUCUCAUCUUUCACAUGAAGUCCUGACCACCUUCAUGGCCGAAGUAGCCGCAAUCAUGAAUGCUAGACCGCUCAUCCCGGUGUCAUCGGAUCUGGAAUCGCUUCUCAUCCUUACUCCAGCGAUGCUUCUAACCCUCAAAACUGGUUCUGCACCUCCUCCUCCAUCAGGAAGCUUUGAGGAAGCGCAUCUCAUCAGAGAAGAGUGGAAGCGAGUUCAGGGCCUAGCAAACAUGUUUUGGAACAGGUGGAAACAUGAAUACCUCAAAACAUUACAGCUUCGGCACAAGUGGCAAGGAAAGAGGCCGAAUCUACAAGAAGGAGACAUGGUUCUCUUGAAAGACAAUCAAGAUAAGAGAAAUCAAUGGCCUACAGGCAUCAUCACAAAAACCUUUCCAGGAGAAGAUGGAUUGGUUCUGAAAGUUCAAGUGGAAAUUGUCAAGUAUGGAACCAGAAAGACCUUUUCUCAGCCCGUUACAGAAGUGUUUUUGCUUUUUUCUCCAAAGACUGAUUCUGUUAAUUAAUGUGGGCUCUUUAAAGACCCCAAGCGGGGAGUGUCAUGCCACUUGAGAAAAAAAGUAUUUUUAUUUUGUCUCAGCAGUACAGCGCAAUCUGUUUAUUUCUGUAACUAUAGUAGCGUAAUACCGGCGCACGCCUCGAAUCAGGAAGUAGAUCGCCGUGCAGUAGUCAGUUGCAGCAGUGUGCGAGAUCGCUUUUUCCUCUUCUCUUUUGCUAAAGCAACGUCUGUGAGUAUUUCUUAUCAUGUAAUAUUAGGAUAGUGCGUAUUUUCAUCUUUUGUAAGAUUAUUGAGACGGCUAAGUUAGCUUUAUGUUUAUUACUGCUGAUUGUUUACUAGCUCGAUCGCGUUUAUCAUAUAGAUCACCGCUGUGUAGAUAAUCUCUGCUGUUUUUUCUGUCACUUUGUAUUUGGAUUCAAUAUUAAUAUAUAUCUCAUUUGUAUUGCAUUACAGUUUCACAAUAUUCCCAGUAAACUUUAUGGCAAUGAAUCAUCUGUGUCCUGGAGUUUCUUGGGAGUGUUUAAGUUGAAUGGAGCAUAGUCCAUUUCGUUUCAAAAGCAAAGCUUUUCAUUUCAAAUGCUAAGCUUUCAGUUGUAAAAGCAAAACUUUCAGUUUCAAAAGUAAAACUUUCGUUACAAUACAUUUUAAAUCACAAAUUAAUUAAU